This is a messenger RNA of Theileria annulata, 1263 nucleotides long. RefSeq lists its product as uncharacterized. Lineage: Eukaryota; Apicomplexa; Aconoidasida; Piroplasmida; Theileriidae. The coding region runs from base 1 to 1263 and encodes 420 amino acids. The record is from RefSeq and is a predicted model, not a curated record. Gene Ontology annotation, cellular component: cytoplasm. Gene Ontology annotation, molecular function: guanyl-nucleotide exchange factor activity. The transcript has 6 exons.
AUGCAAUCACAUUUACCUGAAAAAUAUAAAAAGAAGUUAAGGAAACCAGGAGAUAACAGCUCUGGAAAUUUAGUAAACACAGUAACUGUUAAAGCUGAACCUAUAGUUUCUACUUCAAACAUCCAUGUAACUCCUCAUUAUAGUGACUUAAGUACUGUAAUAUAUGUUUGGGGAGAUAACCCAGGAAGAAGUGACGAGAGCUCGGGCUCUUCAGCCUCUGAGUAUUGGACUCCUACAAUUUAUCGGAACUUAUCGGAUGUUAAAAUUACUUGUGUUUGUUGUAGCGAAUCGCAUAUGUUGUUUUUGACAGAGCAAAAGCUCAUUUACACCCUCGGUAACGGGGAUUAUGGCCAGCUUGGGCUCGGCAAGGGCAUAAUCCAUGUUUCUGAGCCUACUUUUGUAAGCAAGAUUUCUGAUGUGAAGCAGAUUUGUUGUGGCAAGUUUCACUCAGUUGCCCUUGUUGAGGGCGGUAGUCUUUUCAGUUGGGGUCGUAAUGACUUUUCAGGCCAUUUGAAUGGAUUUGCCACGUUUUCCCCCAAGGAGAUUUUAACUAAUAAAGAAAGUAGUCCAGGCGUUAAAAUUGUGUGUAAUUGUGUCUCUUCCAGUGAUUUACAAACCAUUGCUGUUUGUGAUGAGGGUCGUUGUUUGUAUUUUUGGGGUAUCGCUUUCAACGGUGAGCGUAUUCGGCACCCGAGACUAUUUUUUUCCUUUUCAAGUGAGAGGAUUUGCCAAAUUGCUGUUGGAACUUCUUUCGCUCUCGCUUUAAGUGAGCGUGGAAUUGUUUUCAACUACGGCGAUGGCACAUAUGGUGAGAUUUAUUCAGAAAGUACAAUAACCAACUCCACUCCAAUUUUCUCUCGGAUUAAGCACAAUUUAAUUAAAAAUAUCACUCAAAUCGCAGUUGGGAGCAGGCAUGCUCUGCUCAUAGACGACAAUAAUAAUGUUUUGGCAUUUGGAGAUAACAAUUACGGCCAGUGCGGAGCUCCUCAGCGUCACCACACUGCUCCCGUGAUUGUUGAAUUUACUGAAGCCAACUUUUUACCCAAAUACGUUUACACUGGUAACAGGACUUCCGCUUGCAUUAAUUCAGGGAAUCAAUUAUUUCUCUGGGGUCAUUCUUCUAAUCAUAAAUUAAUCUUCACUUCUUCUGUCGACAUUCUGAUUCAGCAGCAAAAGCAGCCUGGUGUUUCGAUAAUUUCAGGCUAUAAAAACUCAGUAAAUCAACUUAAUGUUUGUUCUAAUGGAUACUGUGAUUUUAAGUAA